UGGAGCCUGUGGAGGUGAGUGGGUCUCUCGCUGCUAAACUUUGGAGGCCAAUAACUCGGGCGGGUUUGUUCCUAUUCCUCGCAGAGGCCUGCUGGGAACAGGACUUCGAAAAGGCAAAAUGUCUGGAAGGCUGUGGUGCAAGGCCAUUUUUGCUGGCUACAAGCGUGGUCUCCGGAACCAAAGGGAGCACACUGCUCUCCUUAAAAUUGAAGGUGUCUAUGCCCGAGGUGAUACCGAUUUCUACUUGGGCAAGAGAUGUGCUUAUGUAUACAAAGCAAAAAAUAACACAGUGACUCCUGGCGGCAAACCUAAUAAAACCAGAGUAAUCUGGGGAAAGGUAACUCGUGCUCAUGGAAACAGUGGCAUGGUCCGUGCCAAAUUCCGAAGCAACCUUCCUGCUAAGGCCAUUGGACACAGAAUCCGUGUGAUGCUGUACCCCUCCCGAAUUUAAACUAAUGGAAAUUAAAUAAAAUAAAUCUGUGCUCUUGUAUUUUUUA
Molecule: messenger RNA, 497 nt
Organism: Perognathus longimembris pacificus (Pacific pocket mouse)
Lineage: Eukaryota; Metazoa; Chordata; Mammalia; Rodentia; Heteromyidae
Gene: Rpl35a
Product: ribosomal protein L35a
Exons: 5
Coding region: 119-451 (110 amino acids)
Biological process (GO): ribosomal large subunit biogenesis; cytoplasmic translation
Cellular component (GO): cytosolic large ribosomal subunit; ribosome
Molecular function (GO): structural constituent of ribosome
Source: RefSeq, a predicted model, not a curated record